This is a messenger RNA of Ipomoea nil (Japanese morning glory), 1152 nucleotides long. RefSeq lists its product as uncharacterized. The record is from RefSeq and is a predicted model, not a curated record. Bases 1 to 1152 code for a protein of 383 amino acids. Lineage: Eukaryota; Viridiplantae; Streptophyta; Magnoliopsida; Solanales; Convolvulaceae. The transcript has a single exon.
AUGGUAUCAGAGCUUCGCCGGAGCUAUGCCGCAGUCGUGACGACGGAAAGCCAAAACGGUGAAGGAACUUCAACUGGACAGCAAGCAGGAGCUGCUUCAAAUCAGAAUCCAAUGAACCAGAGUGCGAUGCAGCGCUCAGACGAAGUUGACGAACCUAUGUACCUGCAUUUUUCAGAGAAUCCGAAUCUGGCUCUUGUCUCACCUCCGCUGACUGAGAUCAAUUAUGCCUCGUGGAGUAGGGCAAUGAAAAUUGCGCUUGAAGUCAAAAACAAAUUUGGAUUCGUUGAUGGAACAAUCGUGAAGCCUGGAGUCGACGAUCCUAGAUAUCCUGUCUGGAAGAGGUGUAAUAAUAUAGUCUGCUCAUGGAUCUUCAAGUCAUUGAGUUCCACAAUAGCAGAAAGAGUGUUGUACUUUGAGAUUGCAGCAGAUAUCUGGAAUGUUCUUCAAAAGAGGUAUUCACAGGUCGAUCCUCAUCGAAUUGCUGAGAUUCAGAACGAAAUUUACAAGUGCACACAAGGUAAUCUAUCUAUUAAUGAAUAUUUCACUAAGAGUAAUGCUUUGUGGGUGCAAUUGAAAGCUAUGAGGCCUGUUCCUGCAUGUGAGUGUGUGCCUAGGUGUUCUUGUACAUUGAUGAGUAAGAUUCAAAAGGAAAAGGAGGAAGAUCAGAUCAUCAGGUUCUUAGAGGGCCUGAAUGAAGAAUAUGAAAACAUCAAGGCAGGAAUCCUUGUUAUGGAUCCUAUGCCAAUCAUGGAGAAGGUCCUUAACAUGGCCUUGAAAAUGGAAAGGAAGCUUAAGAGCUCUAUUAACUUGAAAUCUAUUGAUCUUACUCAAGCAAAUGCCAUUCAGAAUGUUGUGAUCCCCAGUACAGAUGAACAUUCAGUUGUGGCUGCUGGAAUUUCAAACAAUAAGAAGAAAUUUAAUGGCAACUCAGGGAAGAAUAUACCUAAUUGUACCUUCUGUGGAAGGACUGGACACACAGUUGAUAAAUGUUACAAGAAGCAUGGUUUUCCCCCUGGUUGGGUUGCAGGUUAUAAGACAAAAAAUAAACAGACUCAAGAUGCACAACAGUUUAAUCCCUCUGUUAGUCAAGUCAGUGAUACAGGCCUGUCUGCUGAACAAUUCCAGAAGCUACUGACCUUGUUGCAAGGUUAG